AAAUGGGCUGAUUUGCUUAUUAGAAUAUGGAUGAAGUCAUUGGUCGAUUUUUUAUCUGUAAAAAUUAAAAAACUUUUGGUCCGCUUUCCGAUUUAAUAUCAACUCGUGGGAUCUUGAUCUCACUAUACUAGAUGGAACAUUAUAUCUGACCUAGUAUUAUUUUUUUUCUUUCCCCUUUUUUUUGAUUUAUAUUCAUAUUUACUUCGUAUUUUCCUAUUUACUUACUUUUUCCUUUUGUGCCGUGGAGCUUCCAUUGAUUCAUGGCAGCGGGGUAAAAAAAAGAAGACUACAAUCAACUAUCAAGAUAUGCGCAACUUAAAGAACGUUCGCCUCUCCUCGGUACAGCUCCAGAGUGUGCUCCCACUCACAGCCACUGCUUGGGACACUACGUCGGAUGCUGUGGUUUGCACUUUCGGUCCUACAGAGACCAAUCCCGUUAUUGAACUAAGGAGAAAGCGUGAAGAUGCCUCUUUUUCGGAACCUAUAGGCGCAGAUGUAUUUGAGUGCAUCGCCUCUUGGGAUGCACCGUGCCCACUUCCAGACCUGCCCUGUGAUCGGGUUCUAUCCCUCCAUUACUUUGCAGACAAUCUUACUGCCUGUCUGGUACUCGAAGGUGGUGAUAUUGUUAUUGUCCGUGAAGAACCUCUUCCCGGCGAGGACAAGAUCGAGAUUGUGGGUUCCGUCGAUGUUGGUAUCACUGCUGCUGCUUGGUCCCCAGACGAGGAGCUCUUGGCUCUUACCACAAGGGCGAACACCUUCUUGUACAUGACACGGGAAUUUGAGAAUGUGGCCGAAAUUACUUUUACCCCAGAGGACCUCAAGGCGUCUCAACAUGUCUCCGUGGGUUGGGGAAAGAGGGAGACACAGUUCCAAGGAAAGCGAGCUAAGGCCCUUCGUGACCCUACAGUGCCUGAGAAGGUAGAUGAGGGAAAGCUGAGCAGUAAUGAUGACGGGAGGACCACGAUUACCUGGCGAGGAGAUGGUGCCUAUGUCGCGGUGAACAACGUUGAAUCAGGCACUCGUCGCGCAAUCCGAGUGUAUUCCAGAGAAGGGACGCUGGACAGUAUUAGCGAGCCCGUGGACGGGUUAGAAGGGGCCUUGAGUUGGAGGCCUUCUGGCAAUCUCAUUGCUGGUAUUCAACGGCUUGACGAUCGAGUUGAUGUUGUAUUCUUCGAAAGAAACGGCUUGCGUCAUGGAGAAUUCAAGCUCCGCCUCACAGAGGAAGAUAAAUCAUCAUGGGCCUCGGAUAUCUAUUUAACCUGGAACAUCGAUUCAACGGUACUCGCUGUCCAAUUCAAAGACAGAGUUCAGUUCUGGACGACGGGCAACUACCAUUACUACCUAAAGCAAGAGAUUCCCGUGAUCGUGAACCCUAGUUAUCCUAGCCAUUUUGCCUUCAAAUGGCACCAAGAAAAGACAUUGCGCUUUGUUGCUGGCGCCUCGGAGUCGAUUUUAGAUGCGGAGUACGUGUUCGAUGUCACUCACGGUUCAACUGUUGUACCGACCGAUGUUGGAGCUGUUGCCGUUAUUGAUGGAAAAACUCUGAAAUUGACCCCAUUGAGGCUUUCGGGUGUCCCACCUCCUAUGGCCCACAACGAAUUGGCAUUGGAUUCGAACAUCAUUGACGUCGCAUUCAGCAAGUCGGGAACUCGGAUUGCCGUCCUUAUGAAAGACAGUUUUUCUGUAUUCUCGUGGUCCCUUAAGACUCGCUCUGUUGCUUCGCCAAUUCUUGAGUCGAGCUAUCCAUUAUCCGAUGAUUCUAAUAGCAGGCCCCGGCAGAUUGCUUUCAUUAACGAGAAUGAAGUUUACAUACUCAAGAGUAGCGGUCCAAGUAAUGCCAGCAUCGAGCGAACGAUCUUGGAAACUCGGACUACCAAGAUGGCAUAUCAGGCCGCCGAGUCGGAGCAGUUGGUUUCAUUGUUCCCUGGCCUCAAUCAUGAGGCACUCUGGUUCUCCCAUAUAAACCAACAUGGGCAACCAAUUUCCUAUUCUACAAUUUCUAUGCCAUCUCCAGAGGAGUUCGAAGCGACUCCAUACACACAGAGCCCGUCUGUCGACACAUAUUGGGCCAAGGUCGCUCAGUUAUCAGAAGAUGAGCAUCUGUUAAUCUCUUUGACGAAAACCGGUGCUUUGUAUGGGAAUAAGACCCUACUCGCGAAGAAUUGCACCUCGUUCCUCAUGACCCAAUCCCACAUCUUGUUCACUACAUCCCAGCACCUCUUGAAAUUCGUUCACUUAACCAGGGCAGAUGCCAUGGAGGUCCCUCCUGAUACACCGGAGACGGAUGAGCGAUGCAGAAGCAUUGAGCGCGGCUCACGCUUAGUGUCGGUAAUACCUAGUGUGUUUGCCGUCGUGCUGCAGGCACCGCGCGGUAAUAUCGAGACUAUAUACCCCCGAGCUCUCGUCCUAGCAGGCAUUCGGACCUUUAUCGACCGCAAGAAUUACCGUUCGGCGUUCCUCACCUGUCGCAGCCAAAUGGUGGACAUGAAUAUCAUUCACGACUACGCCCCGCAACAGUUCAUGGAAAACGUCCCGUUAUUCAUCGACCAGGUGAAACGAGUCGACUUCAUCGACGAGUUCCUGUCCCGGCUAAGCGAGGACGAUGUCUCCGAGACUUUGUACAAGGAUACUCUAAAAACACCUAAGGCGGACGACGGUGCGGUCCCUGCUCCUAAGGCCCCAGCUAAGGGUAGUAAGGUCAACCGAAUCUGUGAUGCUUUCUUGGCUGCCUUGGAAAAGAGGGUCGAUACUAAUUUGCACAACCUUGUUACGGCGCACGUUUGCAAGUCACCACCAGAUCUUGAGGCCGGCCUUCAACUGGUUGCGCGUUUGAGAGACGAAAGCUCUGAACAAGCUGAAGACGCAGUCGAACACAUGUGCUUCCUGUCGGAUGCGAACCGUUUGUACGAUACUGCGCUGGGUCUUUAUGACCUCGAGCUCACAUUGCUUGUUGCUCAGCAAGCUCAGAGGGAUCCUCGUGAAUACCUUCCAUUCUUGCGAAAGUUGCAGCAGCUUCCUGACCUCCGACGAUUUUUCGAAACUGAUAACUAUCUUGGACGAUGGGCCAAGGCCCUGCGGCAUCUUCAUACGCUUAACGCCCAUGACGAGCUCAGGGCGUACGCCGUCAAGCACGUUCUAUACAAAGAUGCCAUCGACCUAUACAAAUAUCAACAAGAGCAACUACGCGAUAUGACCAACCUCUACGCCGACUACCUAUACAACCAGUCCAAGUACAAAGAGGCAGCCAUCGCUUACGAAUCCCUGGCCCUGUACUCCGAUGCCUACCAAUGCUACCAGCGGGCUCAUCUCUGGCGUGAAUCCCUCUAUUGUGCAAUGAUGGUCCCACUAUCGGAGGAGGAGCUCAGGGCGCAUGCGCUCGCCAUGGCCACCACCUUGACAGAGGAAAGCAAAGACUACGUCUCCGCAGCUCACAUUUACGCUGACCAUCUCCACGACAUCCCAGUGGCCGCCCGUCUACUCUGCCGCGGCUCUCGCUUUGCCGACGCAACACGUCUCCUUGCACUGAGCGGCAAACAAAGCCUCAUUACCGAGAUUAUAGACACCGGCCUGGCCGACGCCAUGGGCUCCAUGACAGACCUGCUUGCCGAUUUCCGAGCUCAGCUCAAUGCCCAAGUACCAAGGAUUGGGGAACUGCGUAUACGUCGCGAGACCGAUCCUCUGGCUUAUUUCGGAGGUGAUCCCACAAUGGGAGGAGACAUGGGCGUGGAUAUCCCAGACAACGUCUCUCUCGCGCCUACUGAUGCUUCUACGCUUGCCGGCCGCAGUAUGUUCACGAGAUAUACAGGAAAGACCGGAAAAACUGGAAAGACAAAUAUGACAAGACAGACUUCCAAGACUCGUCGGAAGGAAGAACGCAAGCGUGCUAGUGGCAAGAAGGGAACUAUAUACGAAGAGGAGUACCUAGUGAACAGUGUACGACGACUUAUUGAGCGAGCCAACUCGACGGUGUCUGAGGUGCAAACUCUCGUUGAUGCACUGCUCCGGCGAGGCAUGCGGGAGCGUGCCGCCGCUAUCGAAAAGGCUAUGCAGGAGAUACUCAAGUUGUGUACUGAUUCUCGAGCGGAGGUCUUCGGCGCCGUGGCUCCAGCAGGAAGUGGGGAACAGGUUGACAACCCUGAGGCCGAGAAUGUUGAAGAGGUCGCGGUGAAGGGUGGGCAACGUGCUUUCGCAGACAGCGUUGCGGCUACACUUGGUGUUCGAGAAGCACCGGCGGUCAAGGAGUUGAAGCCGUCUGCGCUGCUAAAUUAGAGUACUGAUUUGUAGGGGAAAUUGACCUGAAUGGCCGUCUGCCCUAAGCAGGUACUUAAGAAGGUCGAAAUAUAAAAACUUUGGAUCAAGGAAAAGAUGACGUCAAAAGUUGUAACUAGUCUUAACUGUAAAUUCCAACUAUAUAUUCUGCU
Molecule: messenger RNA, 4421 nt
Organism: Aspergillus alliaceus
Lineage: Eukaryota; Fungi; Ascomycota; Eurotiomycetes; Eurotiales; Aspergillaceae
Product: Elongator subunit IKI3
Exons: 9
Coding region: 307-4269 (1320 amino acids)
Biological process (GO): tRNA wobble base 5-methoxycarbonylmethyl-2-thiouridinylation
Cellular component (GO): elongator holoenzyme complex; cytosol
Molecular function (GO): tRNA binding
Source: RefSeq, a predicted model, not a curated record